This is a messenger RNA of Dicentrarchus labrax (European seabass), 2122 nucleotides long. It is a transcript of the gene fam161b, whose product is annotated as FAM161 centrosomal protein B. Gene Ontology annotation, cellular component: cilium. The record is from RefSeq and is a predicted model, not a curated record. Gene Ontology annotation, biological process: cilium organization. NCBI's taxonomy places the organism in Eukaryota, Metazoa, Chordata, Actinopteri, Moronidae. The coding region runs from base 235 to 1917 and encodes 560 amino acids. The transcript has 9 exons.
UGUCCACAAACAGUGCUAAUGUUACCAAAACUGAGGAGUAAAAGACACUCGCUUCGUUUCAGGUGUAAUACAAAGACUCUUAUGAACUUUAAUUCGCCAACAGACCGCGUUAGCUGUCCAGAUAAGCUGUAGCGUAUCUCGUCAGCGGAGGUGUAACGUUUGGUGGCGUUUGGAAGACGGUUUGACGCCAAGAAACACUUCCUAAAACUCAUCUUUUAUCAGUUUUAGAGAAAUAUGUCAAAGCUGGAGACCUUGCUGGAAGAUGGACUCAGAUCAGAGUUAGUGCUCCAGCAACAGCUGAAGGCCCUGAGUGAGGCCCUCAGGCAGCAGAUGCAGGAGACAGAGAGGAGACAGAGAGAGGAGCUGGAGAGGAGGAUUCAUCAGAACGCUCUACUGUCAACUGACCAAGAGUCUGGGGAUAAAAAUGAACUAAACCAUCAGCACAAAAAUAUGGGAAUGAGGAGAUCCACCUCCACAUCUGCCCUGACCUCAGGCAAAGAGAUCUUGCACAGACAAUCAGAAAGGUCUUACUUAUCUUCUCCAGCUUGGCUAUCUUCAACAAACUGGAAGCAUUGUUCAGUCAGGAAGACUUCCACGCUGACUCCUUCCAGGACUCAACAGUGUGAGCGUUUAGCUUCAUGUAAAACAACACAGAUGAGCAAAGAGGAGGAGGCUGAGGCCGAGUGUCAGAAGAAGUUCUGCGCUCUGCCAGUCCCCAGCCAUGUCGUUCAGCCGCUCUAUCAGGAGAUGAUGGAGCUGAGGGAGAAGGAGAGGAAGCAGGGCCGUGAGCAGAGGAGGGACUUUUUGCUCUCCUUUCAAAAACCUUUCACCUUCCUGGAGAGGGAAAAAGAUAAAAGGGAGAAUCUGAUAGAAAAGCUAAACCAAGCCUCUCGUGAUCAGAAAAACAAGGCUGCUAAUUUUAGGAAAUCUCCCCACAAAGAGCUAAAAGGCUCUUCAGAAUCUGAGCUAAAAGACCAGGAGCUUUGCAGAGAAGUCUCCGCUCAGAAACAGAAAACAGUGCAACGUGAGAAUCCUAUUGUGUCUGGCGGCCCAAAACUUCGCACUGCUGAGCGCACCAGGAAAGAAAAGUUGGGAUUCCUGGAUGAGAGACCCAGCUUCAAGCCCAAAAUCAUCCACCAGGUCCCUGAUUUCAGCAGGCUGCACAAAGCCUUGCAGACCGAGGCGCUGAGAAAAACACAGAGUAAAGAUCAGAUAAAAUGUAAGCCCUUCUAUCUGAGGACAUCAGCUCUACCUGCAAGGCAAAGUAGGAUAAGCCCUGUAAACUCACAGGUACCAAAAAUAAGUAAUCUCAGUAGAAGCAAGUCACUUGGGGCCUUAACAUCGCUGUCCACAGACACACUCCCCACGUACAUCACAGAUGCUGCGAGGAAGCGCUGCAUGGCCAUCAGAAAUUCAAUGGAGAUGAGGGAUAGCAAGAAUCAAGAGAGUGCAGACUGGUUGAGGAAGCACCAAAUGAGGUCCCAGGCCAUGAAGAAGGCAGUCACACUUCAUGCAAAGUUGCUGGACCCACACAGCAGCUUGAAAGAAGUGCAUAAUGAAAAACUACAGCAUCAUCGGGAAGCUGACCGACAAAGGAUGAGAGAGUACAUGAGGGAGUUACGAGAUAUAAAGACACGAGUCAGUGAACGCCCUUAUUUGUUCGAACAGGUGAAACAGAAAAAUGCAAAGGCUCACGCAGAGCAGACAUACAGGAACAAGCUGAAGAUAGCCGGCUUAAAAGAGCAAUUUGUUGAAGAAAAUGGAGAAGCAGCUGAAGGAACGCCAACAUCAUCCAGGUCAGAGGACGAUACAGAUGAGAAUGAAAUUCAUAGCAGGGAAGAAAAUGUAGACGACGGGGAGAAAAUUGAAGAUGUGGAAGAGAAGAGCGUGAAGUCCAAAGGGGAAGAAAUGCCAUGAUCAAAAAGGUUCAGGCGGCACAGAGUUUUUUGUGGCCUCUCAGCUAGAAAACAACACUGUCCUCAAAAAUGUCACAGCUAACUAUCGGCACCAAGCGUUUGAUAGUUGUGCAACUAUAAAUUAUGAAAUUACAAAACAUCUGGACUCUACAAUCACAAAUGUUGGAGAUCACAACUGAAAGAAAAUAAAAGUUUAUAGAACUGUA